CAGCGGACUGAAGAUGAGGUGGUUCUCCAGUGCAUCGCAAACAUUCACAAGGAGCAAAGGAAGUUCUGCCUGGCAGCCGAGGGCCUUGGGAACCGCCUGUGCUUCUUGGAACCCACUUCAGAAGCCAAGUAUGUUCCUCCAGAUCUCUGCGUCUGCAAUUUUGCGCUGGAACAGUCCCUCUCUGUGAGAGCCCUACAGGAAAUGCUUGCCAACACAGGUGAAAAUGGCAGCGAAGGGGCAGCACAAGGGGGUGGCCACAGGACGCUGCUAUAUGGCCACGCGAUUCUCCUGCGGCACUCCUUCAGUGGAAUGUAUCUAACAUGUUUGACCACAUCAAGAUCCCAGACAGAUAAACUUGCCUUUGAUGUAGGUCUACGGGAACAUGCCACAGGAGAAGCCUGUUGGUGGACCAUACAUCCCGCUUCCAAACAGAGGUCUGAGGGAGAGAAAGUUCGAAUUGGUGAUGACCUCAUCCUCGUGAGCGUGUCCUCUGAAAGAUACCUUCAUCUCUCAGUAUCAAAUGGGAACAUACAAGUGGACGCCUCUUUUAUGCAAACACUCUGGAAUGUACAUCCUACGUGCUCAGGAAGUAGCAUUGAAGAAGGAUACCUACUUGGUGGGCACGUAGUACGUCUCUUCCACGGUCACGAUGAGUGUUUGACGAUACCAUCUACAGACCAGAAUGAUGCUCAGCACAGGAGGAUAUUCUAUGAAGCUGGGGGAGCUGGGACACGAGCCAGAUCUCUGUGGAGAGUGGAAGCCCUUCGGAUAAGUUGGAGUGGCAGUAACAUCAGAUGGGGCCAGGCUUUCCGGCUCCGGCAUCUCACCACAGGCCACUACCUGGCCUUGACAGAGGACCAAGGCCUUAUACUGCAGGACCGGGUGAAGUCAGACACCAAGUCCACAGCCUUCUCUUUCCGGGCCUCCAAGGAAACCAAGGAGAAAUUGGAUUCCAGUCACAAGCGAGAUAUAGAAGGCAUGGGCGUUCCAGAAAUCAAGUAUGGAGAUUCGGUCUGCUUUGUACAACACAUAGCCAGUGGUCUGUGGGUGACCUACAAAGCACAAGAUGCCAAGACCUCCCGCCUUGGACCUCUGAAAAGAAAGGUCAUACUCCAUCAGGAAGGCCACAUGGAUGACGGGUUAACCCUGCAGAGAUGCCAACGCGAGGAGUCACAGGCUGCUCGGAUCAUCCGGAACACAACAGCCUUAUUCAGCCAGUUUGUAAGUGGAAACAAUCGCACAGCUGCCCCUGUCACCCUGCCGAUCGAAGAGGUCCUGCAGACCUUACAGGACUUGAUUGCCUACUUUCAGCCCCCAGAGGAGGAGAUGCAGCACGAAGACAAACAGAACAAGCUCCGCUCACUCAAGAACAGACAGAACCUUUUCAAGGAAGAAGGAAUGUUGGCCCUUGUGUUAAACUGCAUUGACCGCUUAAAUAUCUACAACAGCAUAGCACACUUUGCAGGGAUUGCAAGGGAGGAGAGUGGCAUGGCUUGGAAAGAGAUCCUGAACCUCCUGUACCAACUGCUGGCUGCUCUCAUUCGUGGAAACAGAAACAACUGCGCUCAAUUCUCUAACAACCUUGAUUGGCUAAUCAGCAAACUGGACAGACUAGAAUCUUCCUCAGGUAUCUUGGAAGUUUUACACUGCAUCUUGAUUGAAAGCCCAGAAGCCUUAAAUCUGAUAGCCGAGGGCCACAUCAAGUCCAUCAUCUCCUUAUUGGAUAAGCAUGGACGGAAUCACAAGGUUCUCGAUGUGCUGUGCUCCCUCUGUCUCUGCAAUGGGGUCGCAGUCAGAGCCAACCAGAAUCUGAUUUGUGAUAACUUGCUGCCCCGGAGAAACCUGCUCCUGCAGACACGGCUGAUUAAUGAUGUGACCAGCAUUCGGCCCAACAUCUUCCUGGGAGUUGCCGAGGGCUCAGCGCAGUACAAGAAGUGGUACUUUGAGCUGAUCAUCGACCAGGUGGACCCCUUCCUAACAGCUGAGCCCACACACCUGCGGGUGGGCUGGGCCUCUUCUUCAGGCUAUGCUCCAUACCCUGGCGGAGGAGAAGGAUGGGGAGGCAAUGGUGUCGGUGAUGACCUGUACUCCUAUGGCUUUGAUGGACUUCACCUUUGGUCAGGCCGCAUACCCAGAGCCGUAGCAUCCAUCAACCAGCACCUCCUGAGAUCAGAUGACGUGGUGAGCUGUUGCCUCGACCUCGGAGUGCCCAGCAUCUCCUUCCGCAUCAAUGGGCAGCCUGUGCAGGGGAUGUUUGAGAACUUCAACACAGAUGGGCUCUUCUUCCCUGUGGUGAGCUUCUCAGCAGGUGUCAAAGUGCGUUUCCUGAUGGGUGGACGUCAUGGAGAAUUUAAGUUCCUGCCUCCCUCUGGCUAUGCCCCUUGCUAUGAAGCCUUACUUCCAAAAGAAAAGAUGAGAUUGGAGCCUGUGAAAGAAUAUAAACGUGACGCUGAAGGCGUUAGAGAUCUGCUGGGUACCACCCAGUCCCUCUCCCAAGCCUCUUUCAUCCCAUACCCCAUAGACACCAGUCAGGUUGUUUUGCCCCCUCACCUAGAAAAGAUCCGAGACAGACUGGCUGAAAACAUUCACGAGCUUUGGGGAAUGAAUAAAAUAGAGCUUGGCUGGACUUUUGGCAAGAUACGGGACGACAAUAAAAGACAACACCCCUGUCUUGUGGAGUUUUCAAAGCUGCCUGAAACUGAGAAGAAUUAUAACCUACAAAUGUCAACUGAAACCUUAAAAACCCUCCUGGCCCUGGGGUGCCACAUUGCUCAUGUGAAUCCAGCUGCUGAGGAGGAUCUCAAGAAGGUCAAAUUGCCCAAAAACUAUAUGAUGUCCAAUGGCUACAAGCCAGCCCCUUUGGAUCUGUCUGAUGUGAAGCUGUUACCUCCUCAAGAAAUUUUAGUGGAUAAGCUUGCAGAAAAUGCACAUAACGUUUGGGCCAAAGACAGAAUAAAACAAGGAUGGACCUAUGGCAUCCAACAGGAUUUGAAGAACAAAAGAAAUCCCCGGCUGGUGCCAUACGUAUUACUAGAUGAGCGUACCAAGAAGUCCAAUAGGGACAGCCUUCGGGAAGCUGUUCGCACAUUUGUUGGUUACGGCUAUAACAUUGAGCCAUCGGACCAAGAACUGGCUGACCCAGCUGUGGAGAAAGUCAGCAUAGACAAGAUUCGAUUUUUCCGGGUAGAGCGGUCUUAUGCAGUGAGAUCUGGAAAGUGGUAUUUUGAGUUUGAGGUGGUGACCGGAGGAGACAUGCGCGUUGGCUGGGCCAGGCCGGGCUGUCGGCCUGACAUUGAGCUGGGCGCUGAUGACCAAGCCUUUGUGUUCGAAGGCAGCAGGGGCCAGCGGUGGCAUCAGGGCAGCGGGUAUUUUGGACGUACAUGGCAGCCAGGGGAUGUGGUUGGCUGUAUGAUUAACCUGGAUGAUGCUUCGAUGAUCUUCACACUGAAUGGGGAGCUGCUGAUCACCAACAAAGGCUCUGAACUCGCCUUCGCUGAUUACGAGAUUGAGAAUGGCUUUGUGCCCAUCUGCUCUCUCGGACUGUCUCAGAUCGGCCGCAUGAAUCUCGGGAUGGAUGCCAGUACCUUCAAGUUUUAUACCAUGUGCGGCCUCCAAGAGGGCUUUGAGCCUUUUGCUGUCAACAUGAACCGCGACGUGGCGAUGUGGUUCAGCAAGCGCCUCCCAACGUUUGUCAACGUGCCAAAGGAUCAUCCCCAUAUAGAGGUCGUGAGGAUCGAUGGCACCAUGGACAGCCCUCCAUGCCUCAAGGUGACCCACAAGACGUUCGGCACACAGAACAGCAAUGCCAACAUGAUCUACUGCCGCUUGAGCAUGCCCGUCGAGUGCCACUCCUCCUUCAGCCACAGCCCCUGUCUGGACAGUGACGCUUUCCAGAAAAGGAAACAGAUGCAAGAAAUACUCUCUCAUACAACAACACAGUGUUACUACGCAAUCCGCAUCUUUGCUGGACAGGACCCCUCCUGCGUCUGGGUCGGAUGGGUGACACCAGACUAUCACUUAUACAGUGAGAAGUUUGACCUGAAUAAAAACUGUACGGUGACUGUUACCCUAGGGGAUGAAAGAGGCCGGGUCCACGAAAGUGUGAAACGCAGUAACUGCUACAUGGUGUGGGGUGGGGAUAUUGUGGCCACUUCCCAAAGAUCAAGUCGGAGCAACGUGGACCUAGAAAUCGGCUGCCUCGUGGAUCUGGCGAUGGGCAUGUUGUCUUUCUCCGCCAAUGGGCGAGAACUCGGCACAUGUUACCAGGUGGAGCCCAAUACCAAAGUGUUUCCAGCAGUCUUCUUGCAGCCUACGAGCACUUCCUUGUUUCAGUUUGAACUUGGGAAGCUGAAGAACGCGAUGCCCCUGUCGGCAGCCAUAUUUAAGAGUGAAGAGAAGAACCCGGUUCCGCAGUGUCCACCUCGGCUGGACGUGCAGACCAUCCAGCCUGUGCUCUGGAGCCGCAUGCCCAGCAGCUUCCUGAAGGUGGAGACAGAGCGCGUGAGCGAGCGCCAUGGCUGGGUGGUGCAGUGCCUGGAGCCCCUGCAGAUGAUGGCACUCCACAUCCCGGAGGAGAACAGGUGUGUGGACGUCCUGGAGCUCUGUGAGCAGGAGGACCUGAUGCAGUUCCAUUACCACACACUGCGACUCUACAGCGCCGUGUGCGCCUUGGGAAACAGCCGGGUGGCCUACGCCCUGUGUGGCCACGUCGACCUCUCCCAGCUCUUCUACGCCAUCGACAACAAGUACCUCCCUGGCCUCCUUCGCUCUGGUUUCUAUGACCUGCUCAUCAGCAUCCACCUGGCCAACGCUAAGGAGAGGAAGCUAAUGAUGAAGAAUGAGUACAUCAUUCCCAUCACCAGCACCACCAGGAAUAUCCGCCUGUACCCAGACGAGUCCAAGAGGCAUGGGCUGCCGGGGGUGGGCCUGAGAACAUGCCUCAAGCCAGGGUUCAGGUUCUCCACCCCUUGCUUUGUUGUGACCAGCGAGGAGCACCAGAAGCAGAGCCCUGAGAUCCCCUUGGAGAUUCUCAAGACAAAGGCGCUGAGCAUGCUGACGGAGGCAGUGCAGCACAGCGGGGCUCAUAUCCGGGACCCCGUCGGCGGGUCUGUGGAGUUCCAGUUUGUGCCUGUGCUGAAACUCAUCGGGACCCUGCUGAUCAUGGGGGUGUUUGAUGAUGAUGAUGUCCGGCAGAUCCUCCUCCUGAUCGAUCCCUCUGUGUUUGGGGAGCACAGUGCGGAGACAGAGGAUGGAGCAGAGAAGGAGGAAGUGACCCAGGUGGAGGAGAAGGCAGUGGAGGCUGGGGAAAAGGCCGGCAAGGAGGCUCCAGUCAAAGGCUUGUUGCAGACCCGACUGCCAGAGUCCGUCAAACUGCAGAUGUGUGAGCUCCUCAGCCAUCUCUGUGACUGCGAGCUGCAACAUCGAGUGGAGGCCAUUGUGGCAUUUGGCGACAUUUAUGUCUCCAAACUCCAGGCAAAUCAGAAGUCUCGCUACGAUGAGCUCAUGCAGGCCUUGAACAUGUCCGCAGCCCUGACUGCCCGGAAGACCAGGGAGUUCCGCUCCCCGCCACAGGAGCAGAUCAACAUGCUUCUUAACUUUCAACUGGGAGAGAAUUGCCCCUGCCCAGAGGAGAUACGGGAGGAGCUCUAUGACUUCCAUGAGGACCUUCUCAUUCACUGCGGGGUUCCCCUGGAGGAGGAGGAAGAGGUGGAAGAGGACACUUCCUGGACUGGGAAGCUCCGUGCCUUGGUGUAUAAAAUCAAAGGCCCUCCCAAGCCUGAGAAGGAACAGCCAACAGAAGAGGAAGAGAGAUCCCCUACAACCUUGAAGGAGCUCAUCUCACAGACCAUGAUCCGCUGGGCCCAGGAGGACCAGAUCCAAGACGCGGAGUUGGUCCGGAUGAUGUUCAACCUCCUCCGGAGACAGUAUGACAGCAUCGGGGAGUUGCUGCAGGCCCUGCGGAAGACCUACACCAUCAGUCAGGUCUCCGUGAGCGACACCAUCAACCUGCUGGCCGCGCUGGGCCAGAUCCGCUGCCUGCUCAGUGUCAGGAUGGGCAAGGAAGAGGAGCUGCUCAUGAUCAAUGGCCUGGGAGACAUUAUGAACAACAAGGUGUUUUACCAGCAUCCCAACCUCAUGCGAGUCCUUGGCAUGCACGAGACGGUGAUGGAGGUGAUGGUGAACGUGUUGGGCGCAGAGAAGUCUCAGAUUGCUUUUCCAAAAAUGGUUGCUAGCUGUUGCCGUUUCCUCUGCUAUUUCUGUCGAAUUAGCCGGCAAAAUCAGAAGGCCAUGUUUGAGCAUCUAAGUUACCUGCUGGAGAAUAGCAGUGUUGGCCUAGCCUCCCCUUCGAUGAGAGGAUCUACCCCACUGGAUGUGGCAGCUUCCUCCGUGAUGGACAACAACGAGUUAGCGCUGGGCUUAGAAGAACCGGACCUCGAGAAGGUGGUGACCUACUUGGCAGGCUGUGGCCUGCAGAGCUGCCCCAUGCUUCUAGCCAAAGGAUACCCUGAUGUCGGCUGGAACCCCAUUGAAGGGGAACGUUACCUGUCCUUCCUGAGGUUUGCCGUCUUUGUGAACAGCGAAAGUGUGGAAGAAAAUGCUAGUGUUGUGGUCAAGCUGCUCAUCAGACGCCCGGAGUGCUUCGGCCCAGCCCUGCGAGGUGAAGGAGGAAACGGUCUAUUGGCAGCCAUGCAGGGCGCCAUUAAGAUCUCUGAGAACCCAGCCCUCGACCUCCCCUCUCAGGGAUACAAGAGAGAAGUCUUGGAGGACAGUGAAGAUGAAGAGAUCGUGCACAUGGGCAACGCAAUUAUGUCUUUUUAUUCAGCUCUUAUAGAUCUCCUGGGCCGCUGUGCACCUGAAAUGCACCUUAUCCAGACAGGAAAGGGGGAAGCCAUCCGGAUCAGGUCAAUUCUGCGCUCCCUCGUCCCCACAGAGGACCUGGUCGGGAUCAUCAGCAUCCCCUUGAAGGUGCCCUCCCUGAACAAAGAUGGGUCCGUUAGCGAGCCAGAUAUGGCAGCCAACUUCUGCCCUGACCACAAGGCACCCAUGGUGCUGUUCUUGGAUCGUGUUUAUGGCAUUAAGGAUCAAACUUUUCUGCUCCACUUGCUAGAGGUUGGAUUUUUACCCGACUUAAGAGCCUCUGCCUCUCUAGAUACGGUUUCCCUGAGCACCACAGAGGUAGCACUUGCCCUGAAUAGGUAUUUAUGUUCUGCCGUGCUCCCGCUCCUCACAAGAUGCGCCCCUCUCUUUGCCGGAACAGAACACUACACGUCUCUGAUCGAUUCUACACUACAGACAAUAUACAGGCUUUCCAAGGGACGGUCCCUCACCAAAGCUCAGAGGGACACCAUAGAAGAAUGUUUGCUUGCCAUUUGCAAUCACUUGAGGCCUUCCAUGUUACAGCAACUCUUGCGACGUCUGGUUUUUGACGUGCCCCAGCUCAACGAAUACUGCAAAAUGCCUCUUAAGCUUCUGACGAAUCACUAUGAACAGUGCUGGAAGUAUUACUGCCUGCCUUCAGGAUGGGGGAGCUAUGGGCUAGCUGUGGAAGAAGAAUUGCACCUGACAGAGAAGCUCUUCUGGGGGAUUUUUGACUCCCUCUCCCACAAGAAGUAUGACCCAGACCUUUUCCGAAUGGCCCUUCCUUGUCUCAGUGCUAUAGCGGGGGCCCUGCCACCGGAUUAUUUAGAUACCAGAAUCUCAGCCACAUUGGAGAAACAGAUCUCAGUGGAUGCAGAUGGCAACUUUGACCCCAAACCCAUCAACACCAUGAAUUUCUCCUUGCCUGAAAAAUGGGAAUACAUCGUCACCAAGUACGCGGAGCAUUCACAUGAUAAAUGGGCCUGUGACAAGAGUCAGAAUGGAUGGAAAUACGGAAUUUCCCUGGAUGAAAAUGUGAAGACCCAUCCACUCAUCAGGCCUUUCAAGACAUUAACGGAAAAGGAGAAGGAAAUUUACCGUUGGCCUGCCAGAGAGUCCCUGAAAACCAUGCUGGCUGUGGGCUGGUCUGUGGAGAGGACCAAAGAGGGAGAGGCCCUGGUUCAACAGCGGGAAAACGAGAAGCUUCGGAGCAUGUCCCAGGCCAGCCAGGGCAACAGCUACAGCCCUGCUCCCCUGGACCUCUCCAACGUGGUGCUCUCCAGGGAGCUCCAGGGAAUGGUGGAGGUCGUGGCUGAAAACUAUCACAACAUCUGGGCCAAGAAGAAGAAGCUGGAGCUGGAGAGCAAAGGUGGCGGCAGUCACCCUCUGUUGGUACCAUAUGACACCUUGACAGCCAAGGAGAAGUUCAGGGACCGAGAGAAGGCACAGGACCUGUUUAAAUUCCUCCAAGUGAACGGCAUCGUGGUUUCUAGAGGUAUGAAGGAUAUGGAGCUGGAUGCCUCCUCCAUGGAAAAGAGGUUUGCCUAUAAAUUUUUGAAGAAGAUCCUGAAAUAUGUUGAUUCCGCCCAAGAGUUUAUUGCCCAUUUGGAAGCCAUUGUCAGCAGUGGGAAAACGGAAAAGUCUCCCCACGACCAGGAGAUCAAAUUCUUUGCCAAAGUUCUCCUCCCACUGGUUGACCAGUACUUCACCAAUCACCACCUCUACUUCCUGUCAUCCCCCCUGAAGCCCCUUAGCAGCAGUGGCUAUGCCUCUCAUAAGGAGAAAGAAAUGGUGGCCAGCCUCUUCUGCAAACUCGCUGCUCUUGUUCGACACAGGAUUUCCCUCUUUGGGAGCGAUUCUACUACAAUGGUGAGCUGUCUUCACAUCUUAGCUCAGACACUUGACACUAGGACUGUCAUGAAGUCAGGCUCAGAGCUGGUCAAGGCCGGGUUACGAGCAUUCUUUGAAAAUGCUGCAGAAGACUUAGAGAAGACUUCAGAAAACCUGAAGCUGGGGAAGUUUACCCAUUCCAGAACACAGAUUAAAGGCGUGUCUCAGAAUAUUAACUAUACCACGGUGGCUCUGCUCCCCAUCCUGACAUCCAUCUUUGAGCACGUUGCUCAGCAUCAGUUUGGGGUGGAUUUACUCUUAGGUGAUGUGCAGAUUUCAUGCUACCACAUACUGUGCAGCCUCUACUCCCUUGGGACUGGAAAGAAUAUCUAUGUUGAAAGGCAACGUCCUGCCCUUGGAGAAUGUCUGGCCUCACUGGCAGCUGCCAUCCCAGUGGCAUUCCUGGAGCCCACCCUUAACCGCUACAAUCCACUCUCAGUCUUCAACACCAAAACCCCCAGGGAGAGGUCUAUUCUGGGCAUGCCGGACACAGUGGAAGAGAUGUGUCCUGACAUCCCACAGCUGGAAGGCUUGAUGAAGGAGAUCAGCGACCUGGCCGAGUCGGGGGCCCGGUACACGGAGAUGCCUCACAUCAUCGAGGUGAUCUUGCCCAUGCUCUGCAACUACCUGUCCUACUGGUGGGAGCGGGGGCCUGAGCACCUGCCCCCCAGCACAGGGCCCUGGUGCACCAAGGUCACCUCUGAACACCUCAGUGUCAUCCUGGGAAACAUUCUGAAAAUCAUCAACAACAACCUGGGCAUAGACGAGGCGUCCUGGAUGAAGCGCAUUGCAGUGUACGCCCAGCCAAUCAUCAGCAAAGCCCAGCAGGACCUGCUGAAAAGCCACUUCAUCCCAACUCUGGAGAAGCUGAAGAAAAAGGCGGUCAAGACGGUGCAGGAGGAGGAGCAUCUGAAAGCCGACACCAAAGGAGACACUCAGGAGGCAGAGCUCCUCAUCCUGGAUGAGUUUGCAGUCCUCUGCAGAGACCUCUAUGCCUUCUACCCCAUGCUGAUCCGCUACGUGGACAACAACAGAUCUAACUGGCUUAAAAGUCCCAAUGCUGACUCUGACCAGCUCUUCCGCAUGGUGGCAGAGGUCUUCAUCCUGUGGUGUAAAUCUCACAACUUCAAGAGGGAAGAGCAAAAUUUUGUGAUUCAGAAUGAAAUUAAUAAUUUGGCAUUUUUAACUGGAGACAGCAAAAGCAAGAUGUCGAAAUCUGGAGGACAGGACCAGGAACGGAAGAAGACAAAGCGGAGGGGAGACCUGUAUUCCAUCCAGACCUCUCUCAUUGUGGCUGCCCUCAAGAAAAUGCUGCCCAUUGGUUUGAAUAUGUGCACGCCAGGCGAUCAGGAGCUAAUCUCCCUGGCCAAAUCUCGAUACAGCUAUAGGGACACAGAUGAAGAGGUGAAGGAACAUCUGCGGAAUAACCUGCACCUGCAGGAGAAGUCUGAUGACCCAGCAGUAAAGUGGCAGCUGAACCUCUACAAAGAUGUUUUAAAGAGUGAAGAACCUUUCAGUCCAGAAAAGACUGUAGAGCGUGUUCAGAGAAUUUCAGCAGCUGUCUUCCACCUGGAGCAGGUGGAACAGCCUCUGAGGUCCAAGAAGGCGGUCUGGCACAAACUGUUGUCAAAGCAGCGGAAACGGGCAGUGGUAGCCUGUUUCAGGAUGGCCCCUCUCUACAACCUGCCCAGACACAAAAUUAACAAUUUCUUCCUGACCACCUUUCAACGGGUUUGGCUGGAAAAGGUUAAUGAAAAAACUCAGUAUGACAGGCUUAUACCCAUUUUAAUGAAAUCCCCCAAGGUGGAAGAGGAGGAGGAAGAGGAGACAGAAAAGCAACCAGACCCACUUCAUCAGAUCAUUCUCCAUUUUAGCCGCAAUGCUCUCAUGGAGAGGAGCAAAUUGGAAGAUGACUCCUUGUACACGUCCUAUUCCAGCAUGAUGGCUAAGAGUUGUCAGAGUGGGGAGGACGAAGAAGAGGAAGACAAGGAGAAAACAUUUGAAGAGAAAGAAAUGGAAAAGCAGAAAACCCUCUACCAACAAGCACGGCUGCAUGAGCGUGGAGCCGCAGAGAUGGUCCUUCAGAUGAUAAGCGCCAGCAAAGGUGAGAUGAGCCUCAUGGUGGUUGAGACUCUGAAGCUGGGGAUCGCCAUUCUGAAUGGGGGCAACGCUGGUGUACAACAGAAAAUGCUAGAUUACCUAAAGGAGAAAAAGGAUGCUGGAUUCUUUCAAAGCCUUUCUGGUCUUAUGCAGUCUUGCAGUGUCCUUGAUUUGAAUGCAUUUGAAAGGCAGAAUAAAGCUGAAGGCCUGGGGAUGGUUACUGAGGAAGGAACACGUGAAAAAGUACUCCAGAAUGAUGAGUUUACACGAGAUCUCUUUCGAUUCCUGCAGUUACUUUGUGAAGGACAUAACAGUGACUUUCAGAACUUCCUGCGGACUCAGAUGGGCAAUACCACCACCAUAAACAUCAUCAUCAGUACCGUGGACUACCUCCUGCGUCUGCAGGAAUCAAUCAGUGAUUUCUACUGGUAUUAUUCAGGGAAGGACAUCAUUGAUGAAUCUGGACAGCACAAUUUUUCCAAAGCUCUGGCAGUCACGAAGCAGAUUUUCAAUUCUCUUACAGAAUACAUCCAGGGCCCUUGCAUUGGGAACCAACAGAGCCUGGCUCACAGCAGGCUGUGGGACGCGGUGGUCGGCUUCCUCCAUGUGUUUGCUAACAUGCAGAUGAAACUCUCUCAGGAUUCCAGUCAGAUCGAGCUGCUGAAGGAACUCUUGGAUCUCCUUCAGGACAUGGUGGUGAUGCUUCUGUCCCUCCUGGAAGGGAAUGUGGUAAAUGGAACUAUUGGCAAGCAGAUGGUUGACACCCUGGUAGAGUCAUCUACCAAUGUAGAAAUGAUCUUGAAAUUCUUUGACAUGUUCUUGAAACUUAAAGACCUAACCAGCUCAGACACCUUCAAAGAAUAUGACCCAGAUGGUAAAGGGAUUAUCUCCAAAAAAGAGUUCCAGAAGGCCAUGGAAGGGCAAAAACAGUACACACAGUCAGAGAUUGACUUUCUCCUUUCGUGCGCAGAAGCUGAUGAGAAUGAUAUGUUUAAUUACAUUGAUUUUGUAAACCGGUUCCAUGAGCCAGCCAAGGACAUAGGGUUUAAUGUAGCAGUGUUACUGACAAAUCUCUCCGAACAUAUGCCAAAUGAUUCUCGCCUUAAGUGUCUGUUGGACCCAGCAGAAAGCGUACUAAAUUACUUUGAACCCUACCUGGGACGCAUUGAGAUCAUGGGUGGGGCCAAGAAAAUUGAGCGCGUUUAUUUCGAGAUCAGUGAAUCCAGUCGAACUCAAUGGGAGAAGCCCCAAGUGAAGGAAUCGAAGCGGCAGUUCAUCUUUGAUGUGGUCAAUGAAGGUGGAGAACAGGAAAAGAUGGAACUAUUUGUGAACUUCUGUGAGGAUACCAUCUUUGAAAUGCAGUUAGCCUCUCAGAUCUCCGAAUCUGACUCAGCGGACAGGCCCAACGAGGAGGAGGAAGAAGAUGAAGAUUCAUCUUAUAUGUUAGAAAUUGAGGGUGAAGAGGAGGAUGCCAAGUCUUUUGAGUCUGCCUCUGCGUUUGCCAUGGCCUAUGCCUCAGUGAAGAGGAAUGUUGCCAACUUCCUGAAGAAGGCAACCUUGAAGAACCUCAGGAAGCAGUACAGGAAGGUGAAAAAGAUGACCGUGAAGGAGCUAGUGAAGGUGUUCUUCUCUUUCUUCUGGAUGUUGUUUGUGGGGCUCUUCCGGUUGUUCUUCACCAUAUUGGGAGGAAUCUUUCAGAUCCUCUGGAACACAGUGUUUGGAGGGGGCCUAGUGGAAGGGGCAAAGAACAUCAGAGUGACCAAGAUCCUGGGUGACAUGCCUGACCCAACGCAGUUUGGUAUCCAUGAUGAUGCUCUGGAUGCCGAGCGGGCAGAGGUGACUGAGCCAGGUGUGCCACCUGAACUAAUUCACUUUGUGAAGGGUGACAAGGGAGAUGCAGAUAUUAUGUCCGAUCUCUUUGGAUUCCACCCAAAGAAGGAAGGUGGCUUAAAGCAUGGGCCCGAAGGGGGUUUGGGUGACCUCUCUGAGAUUAUUGGCAAAGAUGAACCCCCUACACUAGAGAGUACCGUCCAGAAGAAAAGGAAAGCACAGGCAGCAGAAAUGAAAGCAGCACAUGAAACAGAAGGGAGAAUGGAGCCCGAGAAGACAGACCUGGAAGAUGGGGAGAAGGAGGAUACGGCCAAAGAGGAAGAGCAAGCCGAGGCUCUGUGGGCAGACAUGACAAAGAAGAAGAAACGACGGCGGGGCCAGAAAGUCGAGAAGCCUGAAGCUUUCAUGGCUAAUUUCUUCAAAGGGCUGGAAAUCUAUCAGACCAAGUUACUGCAUUACCUGGCCAGGAAUUUCUACAACCUGAGGUUCCUCGCUCUGUUUGUAGCCUUCGCGAUCAACUUCAUCCUGCUCUUUUAUAAGGUCACUGAAGAACCUUUAGAAGAAGAGACAGAGGACAUUGCAAACCUGUGGAAUUCCUUUAAUGAUGAGGAAGAGGAAGAAGCGAUGGUGUUCUUUGUCCUGCAGGAGAGCACUGGGUAUAUGGCACCAACGUUGCGGGCCUUGGCCAUUGUCCACACCAUCAUCUCUUUACUCUGUGUGGUGGGCUAUUACUGCCUGAAGGUCCCUCUGGUGGUAUUCAAAAGGGAAAAAGAAAUUGCCAGGAAGCUGGAAUUCGAUGGCCUGUAUAUCACUGAACAGCCCUCUGAAGAUGACAUCAAGGGGCAGUGGGACCGCCUAGUAAUCAACACACCAUCUUUUCCUAAUAACUACUGGGACAAGUUUGUCAAGAGAAAGGUGAUCAACAAGUACGGAGAUCUCUAUGGAGCAGAACGCAUUGCUGAACUCCUGGGUUUGGACAAAAAUGCCCUUGAUUUCAGCCCAGUCGAAGAGAGCAAAGCAGAGGCGGCCUCUCUGGUGUCAUGGCUGAGUUCCAUUGACAUGAAGUACCAUAUCUGGAAGCUGGGAGUUGUUUUUACUGACAACUCCUUUCUCUACCUUGCCUGGUAUACAACCAUGUCAGUCCUGGGCCACUACAACAACUUCUUCUUCGCUGCUCAUCUGCUGGACAUCGCAAUGGGCUUCAAGACACUGAGGACUAUUCUGUCAUCUGUAACUCACAAUGGCAAGCAGCUGGUUCUGACUGUCGGUCUCCUGGCCGUGGUGGUUUACCUCUACACCGUGGUGGCCUUCAACUUCUUCCGCAAGUUCUACAACAAAAGUGAAGAUGACGAUGAGCCCGAUAUGAAGUGUGACGACAUGAUGACGUGUUACCUGUUCCACAUGUACGUGGGAGUGAGAGCCGGAGGAGGCAUUGGCGACGAAAUUGAAGACCCUGCUGGUGACCCUUAUGAGAUGUACCGCAUUGUCUUUGACAUUACCUUCUUCUUCUUCGUCAUUGUCAUCUUGCUGGCCAUCAUUCAGGGUCUUAUUAUUGAUGCUUUUGGAGAGCUAAGAGACCAGCAGGAACAAGUGCGAGAAGAUAUGGAGACGAAAUGUUUCAUCUGUGGGAUCGGCAAUGACUAUUUUGACACGAUUCCUCAUGGCUUUGAAACACACACCUUACAAGAGCACAACUUAGCCAACUAUUUGUUCUUCCUGAUGUAUCUGAUUAAUAAAGAUGAAACAGAACACACGGGUCAGGAAUCUUACGUCUGGAAGAUGUACCAAGAAAGGUGUUGGGAUUUCUUCCCAGCUGGUGACUGCUUUCGGAAACAAUAUGAAGAUCAGCUUGGAUAAAUCAGAAUGAAAGAAACUCCACAAUUCUGGAUGGUCAACUUCCAGGGAACUAAAUCCUUUUUACAGUUCUGCAAAAUAUUUGAAAUGUGACCUAUUCUAAAUGCCUCCCUUUCAAGAGGAAGUGUUUGUUACAAUUAUGUGAUAUUUUGGGAUUGAUUUGGCUUUUUUGUGCCUAAUGGACAUAUCCCUGGGGGAGACAACCUAUCAAAAUGUUGAAAGAUGGCAAAAAAUCAAGGAAACUGUAGUUGAGAAUACCUUCAAGUUUUUCAGUUCUAAUGGAACUAAGUUGUUGCAAUGAUGUCAUUGAGGAAAGGACUAGAAGUAUGAAGUCUUCAAUGCACAAUACUGAAAUUUUAAACACUUGAAUAUCACAUGACAGUAUCCACUAGUGACUCAUGGUCUGAACUACAAAAAAAUCAUUUUAACUGCAGUCAGAUUUCUCCCAUGGUACUUGCUAGUGAAUGUAUUCAGAAUCAACUUGAAAAGCUUUAAGCAGUUAAAGAAAUAGAAAAAAACACCCAACACUUUGUCGACACUGAAAUAUCGAUUAAGUGCCUUAAAAUCUCUUUAGAUAUAGCUAUGCAAAUUUUUUAUGUUUCUGUUCCAGACGGACAGUUCCAUUAAUGAGUUGUGUUGAUCUUCCGUCUUUAUGAAACCGCACUUGAAGGUUAUUCCUAUCAUUUUUUUUCAGUAACAGCUUGUCAACUGCUGUUAUUAGAAGUACUGUACUGAAAAUCCAGAAAAAUUUCAAUCUUAUGCCAAAUUGAGUACUGCUUUAUGGUUCCCUUGUAAGUACUGGAGCUGCUGUGUUUAGGUGAAUCUCCUUACAUCAAAGGAAGUACCCACUGCAAUAAAGUAAUACACACCAAUCUGGGGUGUUGGCCUCUUGUGAUGUACCUCUUCUGGAUGAUUCUA
Messenger RNA from Neomonachus schauinslandi (Hawaiian monk seal), 15450 nucleotides. RefSeq names its product ryanodine receptor 3 (gene RYR3). Bases 202 to 14535 code for a protein of 4777 amino acids. Gene Ontology annotation, cellular component: Z disc; sarcolemma; calcium channel complex. Gene Ontology annotation, biological process: intracellular calcium ion homeostasis; calcium ion transmembrane transport. The record is from RefSeq and is a predicted model, not a curated record. The transcript has 103 exons. Gene Ontology annotation, molecular function: ryanodine-sensitive calcium-release channel activity; protein binding; calcium ion binding. NCBI's taxonomy places the organism in Eukaryota, Metazoa, Chordata, Mammalia, Carnivora, Phocidae.